Messenger RNA from Monopterus albus (swamp eel), 2688 nucleotides. It is a transcript of the gene mettl13, whose product is annotated as methyltransferase 13, eEF1A lysine and N-terminal methyltransferase. Lineage: Eukaryota; Metazoa; Chordata; Actinopteri; Synbranchiformes; Synbranchidae. Bases 144 to 2207 code for a protein of 687 amino acids. The record is from RefSeq and is a predicted model, not a curated record. The transcript has 9 exons.
GCUCCACGUACAGAAAAUCUACCAAUCAGCAAGUUGUAUUGCGAGAAAUGGCUUCCGGGUUAAGAAGUGCCAAAUGACUUGUGGAGAAGCGUCUGUAAGCAGACUUUGUACAGAGCAGUGAAACGUGCUGAUUGCAGGUGACAAUGAGUCUUUUACCUCGCACUGCUGAGGAGUUCAGCUCUGCGGAGUACUGGGAGAGAUUUUUUAAGAACCGCGGAGAGAAAGCUUUCGAGUGGUAUGGCGACUACAACAAACUCUGCGGCGUGCUACAUAAAUAUAUCAAAGUGCAAGAUAAGGUAUUGGUGGUCGGUUGUGGUAACUCUGAGCUGAGUGAACAACUGUACGAUGUUGGUUACAAACAUCUGACUAACAUUGACAUCAGUGAGACUGUAGUGAACCAUAUGAACCAGCAAAAUGCUGAGCGCCGGCCAGGCCUGUCCUUUCAGCAGAUGGAUGCUACACAAACUCCAUAUGAGGAUGGUAGCUACCAGGCUGCUCUGGACAAAGGCACACUGGAUGCCAUGGCAUCUGAAGAGGAAGGAGCUUUGGCCAGGAAAAUGCUCACUGAGGUGGGUCGGGUGUUAAAUGUUGGGGGCAGGUAUGUUUGUGUGACAUUGGCUCAGGAGAAUGUGAUCAGAUUGGCUGUGGAGCACUUUGUACAGCUGGGGUGGGCAGUGAGGCUGCACUGCUUGCAGCAGGAAAAUGGGAAUGAGGAGGACUCCUUUGCUCUGCCUGUCUUUGUUCUCAUCUGCACCAAGUUUCGUCAACCUAUGCCCAUGCCUAUUCUAGAGAUGUGUCUAGGAGAGGAUGGAGCCCCGAUGCGCCUUGCACAGGUUUCAGAGUUGUUGUCCGUUGUGAGGGAGCACCAGGCCUACUCUGUCUUGAGAAAGAAACUCCGCACAGGCAUAGAUGCCAGGUCAAACCUGUCACUGCAUCUCUGCCAUGUAAAGACUGGCCUUCCCAGAUAUACUCUCACAGUGCAAGAUUGUCCUCCAGGUGCCAAGGUGCCAAGGUCAAACCAAUUUGCUAUAUUUAUUGUGCCUCAAGGCAGUGAGACAGCUUGGCUCUACAGCUCCAGUGAGGGGCGAAGGCAGCUGGCUGCCAGUGCUAACUUUCGGCGCCUGGUUAUUGUGGCAAUGCACAGGAAUCAGGAGUACACAGACAUGCAGGCUGUCCAGUCAGAACUCUCACAAAUGGUGAUGGAACUGGCUCCACCGAGUAUGCCAACCAACCAGCAGGUGCCAUUUCUGUCAGUUGGAGGUGACCUAGGCUGGCGAGAGGAGGUCAGCAGGGGUGUGACUGAGCUGAGUGGGGAAUACUGUGUAGAGAAUGUCAGAGGAGAAGAUGGAAAAUUAUAUCGCAGACUUGUGUUCCUUUCUAAUGCUGUGCUUGUCCAGUCAGAGAGCCGUCUUGUCCCAUCAAGUACCUCCUCAAGUCAAAAGAAGAAGAGCAGAAAGAAGACCAAGUCAGCAGCUGCUCCAACAACAACCGCUCUGUCAGUGGACAGUGGCUUUCUGUGCGCUCACCAUGAAGUCAUGGUGGCUGGCCUCGCCAUGCUAGGGGUGGGCAUGCCCCAGAACAAAGAUGUCCCAGUGUCUGUCUUUCUGGUAGGGCUUGGUGGCGGAGGCUUGCCUCAGUUUCUGCGGGACUUUGUGCCUAAUGUUACUGUGGAGGUUGUAGAACUAGAUCCUGUUGUGCUGAAAGUGGCCAGUGAAUGGUUUGGGUUUAGACCGGAUGAUCAUUUGACUGUCACUCUUGGGGAUGGCCUUGAACGCAUCUGUGCCCUUGAGAAAGAAGGUGGGCAUUUGUUUGAUGCCAUCAUGUUCGAUGUAGACAAUAAAGACAGCACUGUGGGUAUGAGCUGUCCUCCUGCUGCCUUUGUAGAAACUUCCAUCCUGCAAAAAGUCUACAGCCUGCUAACCCCCAGAGGUAUAUUCAUGCUGAACCUUGUGAGCCGUGACUCAGCCUUGAGGAAAAGCGUGCUGGAGCGUGUGAGCGGUGUGUUUCCCACCAUCCUCUCUCGAAAGAUUGAAGGGGAGGUCAAUGAAGUCCUCCUUUGUUCUCAUGGAAAAAACAAAAACACAGAUGCCUCUAACAUCCUUCCAUCCCUGAACCAAGCAGCCAAGAGUCUGCAGAAUGCACUUUGCUCUAACAAGAGCCCAGAUAUAGACAUUUUAGAGCUGUUAAAAGGCCUGAAAGUAGAGUAACGACUAGUUGCAACCAAUGGGAGACUGACUUCAAUCAUGUGUCAAGGCAAUGUGGUGAAGAUAAAAUUUGAGAAUGAGUACACUGACUUUGCCAUUCAGUGCAAUUUAAUGAAAUGUACUAUGAUGUAUAUAAUAUCCAUUCACAAGUAAAAAUCGUUUUUAUCUUAACACAAUAAUGUGGUGCUUCUACAAAAAUAAUUUCCACUGGUUGGUUAUUUAAACAUAUAUUAUCAGUAUUAUUAUUUUAUCAUUAUAGGCCCUAUGUACCGUUUCGUUUCUCUUUCACUUGCUUGUAGUUGCCUAUGGACGACUUGGGACUUACCCACUCUCUCAUUGCCAAAGAAUGCACCAACAUUACAUUACAGUGUUUAUGGGGUCGCAGCAGAUUCCUACUCACUCUGCAUAUGUAAGAGUUUAAAUAGGUGUCGGCCGGAGGAGUGAAUUCUUGCUUGGUGUUUGAUAAAUCAAGGUUCUUUCAUAA